CUCAUCAAAAUAAACAAAAUAAACUUGCAGGAAUGUGGCGAGAAACGGAGGGAGCAGUUAAAAAUUCCUUAAAACACGAGGGUAAAAGACGUAAGCAGGAGAACGAAGUGAAAAUCUGUUGAGUGAACAUCACCCUUCGAGCGUAGUGAAGAUCCUCAUCUUGUGGACACUGAUCUCAAUUACCCUGAAUCAGCCGAGUGCAUGGGCCAUGGACACCAGACAAGGAGAACAAGGGAAGAACUAGAAAGUGAUAACGAAGAAAAGCCAACUCAGAACAACCGACAACAAAGAAGCCAGAUGGAAAAGCCGCAAGAACCCCAUCCAGCAACAGGCAAUAAAUACGGAGGUGCAGAUCAACCAUCUACAAUAAAGUUCUACAUACUGAGACGCAAAGAUUUUCCUACAAACAACUAAAUUAAUUGAUAUAAUUUAAGAAACAAGAAGCCCCCCAAAAAGAGGAUCCAGGGGAUAUAGACAACAACAGUCUAAAACCUUAUAACAAGAAAGAAGAAGAAAUGGAGGGAGCAGUUUAAAAUUCCGUAAAGGAAGAGAGGAGGAGGAGAAAUGGAGGGAGAAGAGGGCAGUAAUUGCCUGGAAAAUGAAUCCCCCGGCUGUCAGGUUGAUCUGAAGUCAUCUAUAGACAACUUGAUACAAGAAGUGGCAACGCAGGAAGCAAUUGGAUCAGUUGACCCUAAUGCCCUUGUCACGCAGUUACUUAACUCUGCAACAGUUCAAUCUAUGCUUCAAAGGGUGUCAGUUGGCAGUAGAGGCGAUAAGAAUAGAGGAGGUUCACAUAGCAACCUUCCACCUCAGGUUCAAGAAAAAUUGGAGCCUGGACAUCGCUAUUUAUAUGUGCACGUUGCUGGUGGACGGGCUUUUGUAGAUCACCUGGAUGAGGAAAAGAAUAAAACAUCCAGCCAAUCUACUCUUCUAAUCGUCUUGCAAUUCAUGAGUCAGAGAUUUGAAAUAAAAGGAAUUCCUUGUUCAUGUGAUCCUGAAAUCAAUAAAGGCCACCUUUUUGACCUGCAAGAACUUCGGAAAGGAUGUGGCAGCAUAUUAGGUUGUAAUGAGCUUCUGACAACUGAUUCCCCUUUGUUGGUUCUCUUAUUAAGAUGUGAAAGAAGAAAUGCAGUGAGGAACCUUAUCUCCGUCUAUAAGCUUGAGUGGCGCUCUCUCUUGGCACAGACCUCGGGCCAAGAAAAGUUUGUUUGCCAACUGAUGGGCAUUGGUUAG
Molecule: messenger RNA, 1233 nt
Organism: Penaeus indicus
Lineage: Eukaryota; Metazoa; Arthropoda; Malacostraca; Decapoda; Penaeidae
Product: centrosomal protein of 76 kDa-like
Exons: 6
Coding region: 565-1233 (222 amino acids)
Biological process (GO): regulation of centriole replication
Cellular component (GO): centriole
Source: RefSeq, a predicted model, not a curated record